This is a messenger RNA of Enterobius vermicularis (human pinworm), 1551 nucleotides long. The record is from the annotation of a GenBank genome assembly. NCBI's taxonomy places the organism in Eukaryota, Metazoa, Nematoda, Chromadorea, Rhabditida, Oxyuridae.
AUGGCGUCAAUAGACAGCGGCAGUGUUUUACCCCCCCCAAGAUAUGCUUCACAUGAAUUUGCUCCACCGUAUCUGCAGUGUUCAAGUGGGAUGGCAAAUAAUGUUACAACAUCGGCAGAGGGUCAGACUUCUUCGCCACGUUGUGGUAACUCGAUGAAGCCAGUUGGCUCGGUUUCUUUAGCGUCAAUGAACCAUACGCCAACCCCGUCGCCUAGUUAUCCUGUUACAAAUUCUUGGCCAAGUUUUGAUGGAAAAAGCGGUGUAGGGAUCUCCUCAAAUGAACAAAAAGUCAUGAAUGCAUCAUCAGUUGAUAAUGCAGAGAAGCGGCAGCGGAAACCUGGAAUAUGCGUUUUUACGUCAAAAAUGGCAAAUGACGCCUACGAUUCUAUUCAGCAGUGUCGGUAUGAAUCGAUAUUAGCUUGGCAUGAGGCUAAUUGUCGUCCAAGUACGUCAACAGCUGACAACUCUUCCCCUACAAGGUUUGAUGGGAAGAGAAAAAGCACCGAUAAUGUGGGAAGGACUCCUGAUGGUGCUGUUCAUUCCACUGCCGGAGAAUCUCCGAAGGUGAAAAAGCAGACGUCUGAAAGCGGUAACAGAGUGUUAGGUGGUGAGCAUAUGGCGGUUCCUGUAGUUUCAUCAUCCUCUGAAAUGCUUGUAAACGAAGAUGCUGAAACAACUGCAGCUUCUGAUAAUCCGUUACGACGUAUGGAAAGAAUGGCCAGGGAUUCUUCAUUUGAACCUCCUCCUCUUAAAACUUCACGUGGGGCUAGUAGUGAAAAUGACCCCUCCGCGAGGAAGACAGAGGACGACGAACCUGACCGGGAGUCGAAAUUAGCGAAGUUAAAGAACUUUGAAAAACAAUUAAUGAACAGUAAAACACGGCUACCGCAGCCUCAGUGUUCACAGGUUCAGUGGGAUCGUAUGAUGCAGGACCAAGAAGCAAUAAAAAUGCAGCCUGGUGGUUACUCUCAGCAAAUGGGACCAGGUUACGGUUCUCAAGGAGUGAUAAGUGGUCCACCACCAUAUCAAAUACCAGGGCAUGGUAUGCCACCCAAUAUGCAUCCUGCCUUUCGACGAGCACCUUUUAUGGGCCCAAUUUCUCCGCAAGUGAUGUCCCCUGUUCCACCUACAAAUGGCCCUGUAAUGGACGUAAUGGGUGCUCCUGGUAUGCCAAUGCCACAGGGUAUGCGGCCAUCGCUAAAUCCGCCUCCAUAUAACAUGCAGAUGACUCCAGAGGGCUAUAUCCCAUUUGAGUUUGCGCAGUCUUCUUUCUCAUCUCAAGCAUACCCGAUGAGUAUGCCUUCAAAUGUUUCUCCAGCGUAUUCUUCAAUGUUUCCUGCUGUAAAUGGAGCCCCUGUGCCACCACGAGGAUAUUCAAUGUACUCUCAAGGAUCUCGUUCAAUGUAUGGUCCUGAUAAAGUUUUACCGGAUAUGUGGGGUCAGCAGCUGCCGCAGCCCUUAAGUAAUUUAGAAGCACGUGUUCCAAAUCAGAAAAUUCAGUAUCAUCCGGCAAAAACUUGGCUGAAAUCUUUACCUGCAAAUAUCAAUUGA